UUCCUGCGCUUCCUGCGCGCGGGGGCCGCGGAGGAGGAGCGCGGAGGAGCCUGCGGCGCGGGGACAGCGCACCUGGGGGGCUCGCCGGCGGCGACAUGGAGGACGGCGGCGUGCUCAAGGAGGGCUUCCUCGUCAAGAGGGGUCACAUUGUCCACAACUGGAAGGCGCGAUGGUUCGUCCUUCGGCAGAACACGCUGCUGUACUACAAGCUCGAGGGGGGUCGGAAGGUGACCCCUCCCAAGGGCCAGAUCCUCCUGGAUGGCUGCACCAUCACCUGCCCCUGCCUGGAGUAUGAAAACCGACCGCUCCUCAUUAAGCUGAAGACUCGCACAUCCACAGAAUACUUCCUGGAGGCCUGCUCUCGGGAGGACAGGGACGCCUGGGCCUUUGAGAUCACAGGGGCGAUUCACGCUGGGCAGCCGGGGAAGGUCCAGCAGCUCCACAUACAGAGAAACUCCUUCAAGCUGCCCCCUCACAUCAGCCUGCAUCGCAUCGUGGACAAGAUGCACGACAGCGCGAGUGGAAUCCGGCCAAGCCCCAACGUGGAACAGGGAAGCACCUACAAAAAGACCUUCAUUGGCUCCUCCCUGGUGGACUGGCUCAUCUCCAGCGGCUUUGCAGCCAACCGGCUGGAGGCCGUGACCCUGGCCUCCAUGCUCCUGGAGGAGAACUUCCUGAAGCCGGUCGGCGCCCGGAGCACGGGAGCCGUUCGCUCUGGGGACCUGGCCGAGCAGUUCCUGGAUGACUCCACGGCCCUGUACACCUUUGCUGAGAGCUACAAGCAGAAGAUCAGUCUCAGGGAAGACAUUAAUCUGAGCACUAUGGAGCUGAGUGGCACGGUGAUAAAACAAGGCUAUCUGGCCAAGCAGGGCCACAAGAGGAAAAACUGGAAGGUGCGGCGCUUUGUCCUGAGGAAGGAGCCGGCUUUCCUGCAUUACUACGACCCUUCCAAAGAAGAGAACCGGCCAGUGGGUGGGUUUUCCCUUCGUGGUUCACUCGUGUCUGCUCUGGAGGACAAUGGCGUUCCCACGGGUGUUAAAGGGAAUGUCCAGGGAAAUCUCUUCAAAGUGAUUACUAAGGACGACACACACUAUUACAUCCAGGCCAGCAGCAAGGCUGAGCGAGCCGAGUGGAUCGAAGCUAUCAAAAAGCUAACGUGACGGGGACCUGAGAGACCAGGACCAGGAUUCCUCCCACCUACCCGGUGACAUUGACAGGGUUUCCCAGAAAAUGAGUGUUAAUGUAACUUUGUUUAUUUUGUACUGUUUUGGAGCGAGUCUACUGAAGAGUUUCCUAGAUCACAAUGGGCCAUGGUGCUAUUUCCUUCCCCACCUUCAUGUUAACAACUUGGAAAUGCUAGAACAGCCAUUAGGCAUCAGCAUGUUGACUUUCACCAAUCAUCACAGCCGGCCAUUCCUCAGUCACCAAAGUAGGUUUGCCUUAUAACACUAACUGGCCACAUUAUACUACUAAAUAAAACGCUAGUCUCAUGGCACUGUCUCUGAAAUGCUGCCAACAGCUAUUAACUCCUUCUUUAGGAUUAAUAAAAAUUGACAUUUGUUUCUGGCUAUUAGAAUUCCCUUCCCAAGUUUCAGUUUUCAAAGGUUUUUCAUGCUUGAGACUAUACGAAGUGAGCGAGGCGAUUAUGAAGACACCUCAAGUGAUCUCUGUGACUAAGACAUGCUUCAUCUCAAAGUGGGAUGGUGGCAGAAUUUAGCUUGAACAUUCCAAGAAUAUUGUUUUCCUUUGAAAAAUAAGCUUGCAUUAAGUAUUAUACAUCACAGAAAAAUCAUGGACUCAGUUGAAGAGAUUAGUCACACAUACUAAAAAAAAGGUAAAAUUAUAGCUUUACUGUGGAAAAUACCAUUUGGAAAGAAGCAGAGCAGAGCUCUCUAAAGGACAGAGAAAGAUAUGAAUAGGAAAGGAGUUAAAUCAAGGCAUGAAAUUUUGGUUUUCUAAGUGAACAUUGAGACAAAUAGGUACCAAGAAGCUUUACCAGUUGGAAGGUUAACCUGCAGUAGUGAAAAGUCUGUAUCAUACAAUUAUUUAAAAAAACAUUUUUAUUGCUU
Eptesicus fuscus (big brown bat) is the source of this 2069-nucleotide messenger RNA. It is a transcript of the gene PLEK2, whose product is annotated as pleckstrin 2. Gene Ontology annotation, cellular component: plasma membrane. Bases 96 to 1160 code for a protein of 354 amino acids. NCBI's taxonomy places the organism in Eukaryota, Metazoa, Chordata, Mammalia, Chiroptera, Vespertilionidae. The record is from RefSeq and is a predicted model, not a curated record. The transcript has 9 exons. Gene Ontology annotation, biological process: actin cytoskeleton organization; intracellular signal transduction.